GAGAUAAAACAAAACAAAACAAAGUAUUUUGCUUCUGUUUUUUGCUAUGGAUUCUGAUCCAAGUCCUAUGGAGAUCGACACAGUUUAUAGAGAUAAUAACAACAAUUUAGAAUUCGGUAUGCGCAUGGCAAGGCAUAUAAUUCUCAAAGAAAUCCAUACUGGCCGCCAAGAAAAUAUAGUUUUAUCUCCAAUGUCACUGCAUGCUAUGCUGAACAUGGUUGCUUCCGGCGCUAAGGGACGAACAUUGAAGCAGCUGCUUAGCUUUCUUGAAUCUGAAAACAUAACUCGGCUCAAUGCUCAAUCUUCUCGAAUUAUGGAUCUGGAAGCUACUAGUCCAGAUUUUCUUGACUCUGAAAAAACACUUGCAGAACCUAACCGGGGAGACGAUAAGAGAAAUGAAGGACCGAUCGUUUGUUUUGUGAAUGGGAUUUGGGUGGAUCGGGUGUUCACCAUUAAGCCUUCUUUCAAAAGUUUAGCUCAAGAUGUUUACAAGGCCAAAGCCGAAUCCGUUGACUUUGUGAACCAGGCUGAGCAAGUAAGAGAAGAAGUGAAUUUGUGGGCCAAAAAAGCUACCAAAGGGCUAAUUGUUGAUCUUCUUCCGCAUGGAUUCUUUAAUAGUAAUACAAUACUUGCACUUGCAAAUGCAUUAUAUUUCAAAGGAACUUGGGUGCAUCCAUUUGAUACCUCAAGAACUCGAAAUGAAGAUUUUCAUCUCCUCGACGGAAAAACAAUUAAAGUUCCAUUCAUGAGGAUGAAUUAUUUCAACAUUCUUCAUUUUUACGGAUCAUUUGACGGAUUCAAGCUUCUCAAACUGCACUACAAUAAAGGCAAAGAUAACAAUAAGCAAUACUCAAUGUUUAUCUUUCUUCCUGAUGAAAAAGUUGGACUCCAAGAAUUAAUGCAAAAAUUCAAUUCUGAUCCGAGUUUUCUACGUGAAAAUUGGGAUCUUCAACAAGUGGAACUUUCUGACAUGAGGAUUCCAAAGUUUAAAAUUUCAUAUGAUUUUGAUGUUGUAGAAAUCAUGAAAAAACUAGGACUUGAUUUGAUAUUUGUGGACACCGGAGACCUGUCGGAAAUAGUUGAUUCUUCAGGUUAUAUAUCUGAUGCAAUUCACAAAGCUUAUAUUGAAGUUGACGAAGAAGGCACAGUUGCAGCUGCUGUUACUGUCAUGGCUAUGGCUCAACAAGCUCGAUAUCCUCCUCCGCCGAGUUUUGUUGCAGAUCAUCCUUUCAUGUUCGUCAUUAGAGAAGAGAUGUCGAGAAUUGUUCUUUUCACCGGAGCUGUUCUCAAUCCUCUUUAGCAACGUUUAAUGAUCUCUUGUUGUCUCGUAUUUUUUUCCGUUGGAUUUUGUUCAUCAAAAUUGUGACUUAUAAAAUUCAAUCGUUUCACAUGAAUAUGUUGCACGAAAACACAAUAUAUUUAUAAAAUUCAAUUCUUUCACAUGAA
Mercurialis annua (annual mercury) is the source of this 1446-nucleotide messenger RNA. Its product is annotated as serpin-Z2A-like. Lineage: Eukaryota; Viridiplantae; Streptophyta; Magnoliopsida; Malpighiales; Euphorbiaceae. The record is from RefSeq and is a predicted model, not a curated record. Gene Ontology annotation, molecular function: serine-type endopeptidase inhibitor activity. Bases 47 to 1300 code for a protein of 417 amino acids. The transcript has 2 exons.